AUGGUUCAGCCAAACCCCCCUUAUGUCGCGACUGGGGCUUUAGCAGUGGACAACCACCGAGUUGAGCUUUACAGUGGCUUCGACUCGAGUCUCCCGAUUGACGAGAUAGUCACAAAGCUAAAAGCCAUCGACAACGUUGGCGAUGUUGGACCCGUCUAUUCCACGGCCUACACUGCACAUGGAAAGAGCCAGGAGGAGGUGAUCAAGGCAAACGCGGCCCUCGUCCCCAACUAUAGCUAUCCAGUCAUUGGAGAAAGUGUGUCCCAAAUUUUUCUUCUUCCCUACAGACGGGCGGAAAGGAAUCUGCUCCGCCCGUCGCCUUGGGGAGACAAGAUCUUCUACUACACUCAGGUCGACGAGAACAAGAGGCUGGCAAGGGACAAGAAAUGGGGAUGGUGUGAACUCCGCCCCGAUGCGGUUAUAUGUAUCGGAUUCAUGCCACAGAACAACGCCGUGAGCAUCGUCCAGGGUCUCGGCCUGUAUACAUUUCAGCUUUUACAAGUGGCUGCACGGUUUCCCGGCAAUGAAGGCGCCUGGAACUCCAAGCGGACCGACACUUCAUCCACGGUGCUCGCGCGCUUCCACAUCUACGCCGCGAUGCACCCGGAAAAGCCCAUCAUCUGCGAAUACUUCGGCGUCGAGACAUUGGACGGGCCCCAUCCCGCGGGCAAAGCGCAGUCGAUCGGAGCGUUCAUGGAGGGCAACACGGACAAGUGGGCGCAGUGGGUUAGGGAGACCAGAGUCAGGCCCGGGACGCUGGAGGGCACCAGCUGGCUGUUUGUCAACUAUCUGACGCAGGAGUGGACGUUUGAUCACCCCUUCGACCUCUCCGAGACGUACGCGACCGGGUUUGCUGACGUCCUCGACACGCCGACGCAGUGGCUGCUUGGGUUCGACAGGAUGAAGGCGGCGAAUCUCAUUCCAAAGUAG
Messenger RNA from Cladophialophora psammophila CBS 110553, 930 nucleotides. RefSeq lists its product as uncharacterized. The record is from RefSeq and is a predicted model, not a curated record. The coding region runs from base 1 to 930 and encodes 309 amino acids. The transcript has 5 exons. NCBI's taxonomy places the organism in Eukaryota, Fungi, Ascomycota, Eurotiomycetes, Chaetothyriales, Herpotrichiellaceae.